AUGUCUCGCGGUCGGUGCGUCGUUUUUUCACGCACGAACGUAGAAUUCGACUCGGGUUUCUUGAGACCCACGACGUCGAGUUCUGGACCCGGACAUUCUAAUGCAAAGACACCAAGGCACAAUCAGAGAGAGAAUUACGUUACUACAUCAUCCUACUUGCCGAGCACUUCUCGUCGUAGUGUAAGAUCGACGCCGCUCGGCACGUCCAGCGUGGAAUCCUGUGUGCUGAUUGCUUUAACUGCCGGCCGAGGUGACGCCAGGAACGAAGUCGGUUUGGCAGCGAUAGACAUUCAAUUCCCGUACUUGAUUCUCUGUCAGAUCAGCGAUUGUCAAACGUAUGUGAAUACCCUGACGAAGAUCAACGUCCUCGAUCCGAGAGAAAUAUUGAUGCCCGAAACGAUGUUCGAACAUCACGGCCGUGGGAACAAACUGUGCAAAUCGAUUAGAGAGAAAUUCCACGGGCUCAACAUCACGCCGAUCUCGCGGGUGCACUUCAACGAGUCGACCGGCAUGGAACGCGUGCGAACCUUAUGCGCCAGGGAAUACUCGACCGUGGAGCUGAUAGUGAAGCAAAAGUAUUACGCUUUAGCCGCCGCCGCCGCAUUGCUGAAGUACGUGGAGUACAUCCAGCACGUAGUUUACGCCCCGAAAUCGGUGAGGAUCGAGUUUCAAGGAUCGCCGAAUACCACGAUGAUUGAUAUAGAGAGUGCCCGUAGCCUCGAACUGGUCGACUCGCAGUCCAAGCAGUCCAUCGUCAGUUUGCUGGGCACGAUGAACCGCUGCUUGACCCCCAUGGGCAGAAGGCUCCUGCGCGCUUCCAUCCUUCAGCCUUCGUGCGACGAGCGUUUAAUCGCCGAUCGGCAGUCCUGUGUAGCGGAAUUGGUGGCGAAUCAUUCUCUGCGCAUCAGUCUUCAGCCGGUGGUACAACGCCUCUUCGGUACGGAUCGCUUGCUGACGUUGACGAUUAAACCACUGCCCGUCAACGACGUGCAAGAUGCGGAGCGAAAUCUAAAUUAUGCGCUGCUCCUAAAGAGCUGUCUGGACACGAUUCCGGAAUUGGAAGCGAUUCUCGCGACCGGCGUUCAUCCGUUCUUCGUAAAAACGCAAAAGAACUUAGGAAACUCAGAAUUCCGCGUUAUGAAGGAUAAGAUUUUGACGCUGAUACACGCGGACGCGAGAUUCGUCAAGGGAUGCACCUCCCUCAGUAUGCAGCGGUGUUUCGCUAUAAAAACCGAUAUCAACGAGCUGCUGGACAUCUCUCGGCAGGUUUAUUGCGAGUUGAUCAGCGACAUGAAGAAUAUUGUGGAGCAGUUGGCCGUGAAACACAAGCUUCCAUUGUCCUUAGAGUACAAUACAAAUUUGGGAUAUCAUAUAAACGCUGCCGUGCCACGGGGUUUAAACGUGACAAUGUCGGACUUACCGGCGGAAUUUAUUCAGGCACGGAAGAACAAGAAGUCCUUCACAAUGACAACGACGGCGCUAUUGACGUUGAAUAAACAAUGCAAGAAGGCUUGCGAUGAGAUUUACAUGAUGAGUAACACAUUGCUGACCAAUUUACUGGAGGACAUUCGACAACACGUCGGCUGUUUGUUUCAACUGAGCGCCGACGUGGCGGAGCUGGAUUUGAUCUUAUCCUUGGCGGAAAUCAGCUCUAAUGCGGAAUACGUGAGACCGUCAUUCGGAGCGAAAUUAGAAUUGAUAAACUCGUUACAUCCCAUUAUGGAAUUAUUUAACAGGGAUCUUCCCGUGGCUAAUGACGUGAACGCUUCGGCCACGCAUAAUUUUCAUCUGAUAACUGGACCGAAUAUGAGCGGCAAGUCUACGUACUUGAAACAGAUUGUUCUACUUCAAAUCAUGGCGCAGAUCGGUUCCUACGUACCGGCGAAGAAGGCAACGUUUCGCAUUGCAGAUCGCAUACUUUGUAGGAUCAGCUCUCGCGAUGACGCCGAGCUCAAUGCAUCCGCCUACGUCCUCGAGAUGAAAGAGGCACAAUACAUUCUGCAAUCCGUCACGCCCAAGUCUCUCGUCGUAUUGGACGAGCUAUGCAGGCAUACCACGGUCGAGGAAGGUUCCGCCAUCGCUUGGGCGAUAUGCGAGAAAUUAUCACUGACGACCGCGUUUACGUUCGCAGCGACGCACUUUUUGCAUCUCACCGCGCUGAGCAAUAUGUAUCAUAACGUGACAACCCAUUGCUUCGAGACGAAAACCACGGAGCCGGUAGAAUCGAACGAGCUACAUCUGAUAUAUACUCAUAAACUAAAUCCCGGGACCGGGCCUACAGAUCACUACGGGAUCGCUCUAGCGGAAGUGUCCUCUCUACCGAAAUGCGUUACGACCAAGGCGCGAGAGUUCGCGUCUCAGCAGUCGGUCAGCGCGCAAAACAAUAACCUCGGAUCCGUCGCGAAUUCGCAGUCGUGGGAGAAAUCGUGUUACGACGCGGUCGUUCAGUUACGCGCGCUAUUGGAGGAUAACCGUUUCACUUUCGCAAAUAUAAUAAGUGUCAUGAAGCAAUUGGAUCUGAGCAAGCAAAGCGAGCGAACGAAGGGAACGCAGGUUCCAGCAGGAAAAUCCCCGAACGUCGCGCCGAAACGUAAUGAGGAACGUGAGAGGACACGUGAGGGAGACGAGAAUCAUGUUGUCGCGUCGAAUCACGAUGUGCCAAUGGUGACGAAUGACGACGUAUUGUUGUCAGAACGGGCGGCUAAAGAUCACGAGCAAAAGGUGAACGAAGCGCGGGACGAGCCGAUGGAGACGGAAAUCGAUGAGAGCGACGAUCGCAGGACGGACGCGCCGAUUCACGAGGUCGUGCAGGUAGAUCGAACAGCGUCCUCGUCGUCGAAGAUGAUCGUCGGAAGUCCGUCGUCGAUCGUCAAUCUAGUCGCCACCCCGUCGUCGCUGUUGAGCGAUGUCCCGCCGCUCCACGUUCGCACAUCGUUCGCGAUGACGAGCACCCCGAAAACGACGUUGUCACGCUACAAGAUCACGAGUCCGGAAACGAGCUUCGCCGCGGGCACGACGGUCGCGGCCUCGCCAUGCAAUUCCAUCCAGUCGUUCCAGUAUUACGACUAUUGCCUGUCCGAGGGAGAAUUCGACAUCUUCACGCAGCCGUCGCAGCAGUCGAUCUCGAGCGAGGUGGCGCGGAUGACCGCGCGGUCGAAGGAGGCGCGGAUCUUUCGGCAGAUCGAGGGCGACGGCUUCGACGAGGAGAGCUUCUUCAGCGACGCGCAGCAAGUGCAGUCACUGAUGGAACUGGAUCUUAUCGCGGACUAUGACGUGGCGAUGUAAAUCGACGUAAAAAUAAACGCGUUUUGUCAUACUAUGUUAAUUCAUUCUCGUUUAUAUAUAAAGACACGAUAAUAAAGGUUUAUUGAAAUGACGCUCGUCUCGUUUUAUCAUCGUGUCUGCGAUAGAUAAGGAAGCACGCCGCGGCCCGCGCGCGUGCCGCUUGCCGCCGAAUUCACAUCAGCGAGCCGCGAACAUAUGAGUUGCGCGAGACGGAGACGGCCUCGCAUCAAACUUGGAAAAUUGGACAAGACGCGAAAUUUGACAGCUCCGUUUUCGAGAGAGGAGAGACGCGCAAAAUUGCAGGGUCGAUUGCAGCUUCGCGGCGUAAUGAGAGCGAAGGGGCGAUAAUGAGCUUCGAACGGUCGUCGACGGUUGUUCUCGAUAUCGCGAAAUCGAAGUGUAAAGGUUAAAC
Molecule: messenger RNA, 3697 nt
Organism: Wasmannia auropunctata (little fire ant)
Lineage: Eukaryota; Metazoa; Arthropoda; Insecta; Hymenoptera; Formicidae
Product: mutS protein homolog 4-like
Exons: 16
Coding region: 1-3285 (1094 amino acids)
Biological process (GO): mismatch repair; reciprocal meiotic recombination
Cellular component (GO): nucleus
Molecular function (GO): ATP binding; mismatched DNA binding; ATP-dependent DNA damage sensor activity
Source: RefSeq, a predicted model, not a curated record